AUGGUGGGGGGAGGGAGGGAGGGACGGAGGCGGAAGUGCUGAUGGGGGGCUCCAGGGGGCGCGCGCGGGCUGCCUCCGCGUUCCGAAGGCGAAUGCUGGAACGUUUGAGUCUCCAUGGCAACGCGACGCUUCCCCUGCCGGACAGCAGCGCGCUGAUCCGGGCGGAGAGGGCCGGGGCUGCGGCCGGCCUGGGAGCGGAGGCGGCGAGAACCCCCCGCAGCCCCCCAGCGCGCCCCGGCAUGCCGCUGAAGGUGGUGGUGGAGCUGCAGAUCCACGCGGUCACUUGCCCUGGUGUGGUCCUGCCAGAGAAACAUGACAUUUACCUCAGUGUCUGCAUCAUGGGCCAAUACAAGGAGACAGAAUGCCUUCCUCCAAUUUUCCCUCUCUUGUUUCAUGAGAAGAUGUGGUUUGAAAAGGUAUUUGAAAGUGCUGUAGACCCUGCUGCUGUAACAGAGAUGCUUGAAAGCAAUAUAACAACGUUUGGAUUACUUCAACUAGUAUCUUCAGUGGGAGACUAUCUCGCUUUUUAUGAAGAGAAUACUCGAGAUUUUCUCUUCCCAGAGCCCAAGCUGACUCCUGUGUAUCCUGGUGUGGAGAGAGAGUUACUAAUGAAAACGUCUCCUAGUUUCCCAGGAAUUGCACCAAAAAUUGAGUUUUCCACAAGAACAACCAUUACUGAGCUUCCACUUCAAAACAGAAAGCAGUUUUAUCAGGGCAGAAACAGAAUGAGGACACAAAGAUCUGCAUCUGUAUCACCCAGGCGAAGGAGCAUUUCCCCAGCACGAUGUAAGACAACAAAGAAAAAGGAUAAUAAGAUCUGUAAGAGCCUUACAAGAUUAUUAAGAUCCCGCUCUCCAUCUCCAAAUGCUACAAAGCACCUAUGUCAGCUCUGCAAAGAAAACCAACUGCAGCAGUCAAGGUUAAGCCUGGGGUCUGUUGGAUACAAACUGGAUGCUGAAACCAGGCCGCCAUUUGUUGUUAGACAUGUAGACAGUUCUAACCCAUUUGGUGAAAAAACUUCAUCACAGUUACCUUAUCGAAAUCCAAAACAAAAUGUGAGCUCAGCAAGGAAUUCGCUUGAAUUUCAAUUGAAACAAGCUUUAUCUUUUGAUAGCUGUGAAGCAUCAAAUGCCUCAGUUAAGGUUAUCAGGGAACCGGAUGAACAGACCACAUCUGAACAUGAUUCAUCAUCUCUUGAAACAGAUGAACUUGUAAAUUACCCUGGCAGUUCUCCUACUCAAGGAGAUUUGACAUUUCACCGCACAGCAUCAUUUGCCACCUCCCCACAUUACAGAUCACCUAGUCCUGUUCGGAGUCACUCUCCUCUGCAACAAAGGUUAUAUUCCAAUCCUCAUUUCAGUUGGGAAAAGAUCCACAAGAGAGUGCAGAAUCUCCUAACCUCAAACCAGGCAAAGCAGAGACUUUCCUUUGGAGCCACUGAUCCUGAAAUUGAUGAUGUCCUUGAAAGAAGGUCCAUCUCUUUGAGGAGUUCCCCUCAGGAUGACUCAUUGGAGCAAAGAUAUUACUAAGUAGUUGUCAUCAGAAAGGUUUGCCAGUCGUUACCAGCUGAGAUCACUUUUGUGAUGGAGACAUGUCUUCUCAGAACUGGACAGAGACCACCAAAGUCAUUUCACAUACUGCAAGUCACCAAAGCACCAUCAGAUGGAAUGGCGUUUAGUCAUUACUGACCAGGGCUGGAUAUGAACAGCUGUCUCAGGGCAGUGCUGAAUUCAAGGAGAAUUCUUCCACUGUAAAUAUUAAAUUUGUUGAAAUACAUUGAUGCAACUAAAGCAUUUGGAAAAAAUUGCCCAAAAUAGUUGCUAAUAUCCUACAUGAGCCAUUGACAGAAUGAUUUAUUCUGCCUUUUUAUUAAUGGAAAGUCCGUUAAAUGGGAAUGUUGCAUCAAUUAUUCUUAUCACGAAGCCUGGCAACCUCUAGGAAAUUUCAAAUUAUCAGAUAAUUUCACUUCUGCCUAAUAUAGCAAAUCUUCAGAAAAUAUAAUUUAAUAAAAAUUAUGGCAUUUGUAAGUACUCAAAACAUUUCCAGUUGUCAUCGCUUGGCAUGAGUCCAGCUUGCUGCACUGGUUACUCUUCUCAUGAAAGUGACUGAUGAUAUUUUUUGGCUAUGGAGCAUGGUAAGAGGAAAGCUGCAAUCUUUUGUAGAAUUAUCUAAAAAUGAGCCUAUUAAACACAAUAUUUAAUUCUAAAAAUUACAGAAUUUAGCUUUCCUCAAAAUAGCCUUGCAUUGGCUCUACUCUUAUCUUUCCAACAGAAAACAGGCAGUGGAAAUAAAAGGCCUGAUCCCGGCCCCAUUUCAGGAAUGCACAUAAGCAUUCCCUGAAUUGGGACCCUGAUAGAUGCUGAGCACCUGCAGCUCUCAGAUCUGACCCAAUUGGUGUGGACCUGAUCCUCUCAUGACAUGACCUCAAAUUUGACAAUCAGCAUAAUUAAUGACAUAAUCCAGUUUAAACCCUCAAGAUAACUUUAGUGUCACAUUGCCUAUAUUUUUUUAAAAAAUCUUGGGUAAAGUCUACCAUUACCUCCAGGGGCAGAGAUUACCCAAAUGCUGAUUAUUACCUUUUGAUGGGGGGGAAAAGACCCUAAAACUACAGCUUAUCUGCAUAUUGAGUUCCCAUUUAAAUCAAUAUGAGUUGCAUCUGCAGUAUCCUGUGUAUUUAAUCUAUAUUCUUUUUUAAUUUUAUAGGAUUGUCUAUGUAUUUUCCUGUUGCUGCUUCUAAAUUCACACAGAGAUCCUUAUUUGAUUUUUGUGAUCCCCUUUUAGGUACUUGUAUACUGCAGUAAGAUUCCCUGUAAGGACCUCUCCUCCAGAUUGCAUAGCUUCAUCUGCUGUUUUAGCAAAGACCGUCCAUACCCGUAUCAGCUUAAUAACCCUUCUCUGUAUCUUCCACAGCUGAGUUUGUUCAAAAUAGAUUGGCUGAUCAGCAUGUGUUUCAACAUGAAUCAAAACAGCAGGAUUUGGCCUGCAAUCAGCAGUGAAAGGCUAAAUAAUAUUUUUAUAAAAGUCAUGCCAAAUUAAUAAGGCUAUGAUAAAACAUUAUGAGCCAAAUCCAUCCUCGUUCAACUCCACUGAAGCCAAUAGGGUUAUAGCCGAGAUACAUUUGGCCCUAUAUAUUAAUGUAUUCUAGGGUAUUUAUCUUUUAAGUUGCAAGUGUAUCGCCUGGUGGUGACAGCUUCUGCUGGAUAGCUUUUCUCUACCAAACCCAUGCCACUUCCACGUAAACUAACUGGCCACAUCAUAACAGCUUCUUCCCUUUGAGAGCCAUGUCACAAAAGUGCCAACUCCUUAUCUCUUAUUAAAAAAACCCAGAAUAAUUAAUUUACAUAUUGUUUAAAAAAACCCUCAUUACUAAUGACUCUACUAUAUCUUAAAAAUCACUCCAAAUCUCUCAUAACUUUUAUUAAGGCCUGUUCCUGCUGGCAUUGAUGCUAACAGGAGUAUUACCAUAGAUUUCAAUGGGAACUAGAACAGGUCCUAGCUGUAUAAUAAUUAAAAUAAUUUCCAACAGAGGAAAUAUGUUGAAAUUUUUAUUUCCUAAUUUAAGUGGUAAAAAAAUUGUACGCACUGCUUGUGGGAUUACCUGGAUGCAGACUUUUUGCAUUGGGCCUAUCUAGUAUGGUCCAACAGGGGUUUGUCCUGGGUCUGAUAUGAUUCAAUAUUUUCAUUAAUGACUUGGAUAACAGAGUGGAGGAUAUGCUUAUAAAAUUUGUGGAUGAUGCCAAGCUGAGAGGAGUUGCAAGCCCUCUGGAGGACAGAAUUAAAAUUCAAAAUGCCCUUGAUAAAUUGGAGAAUUGGUCUGAAAUCAACAAGAUGAAAUUCAGUAAAGACAAGUGCAAAGUACUAUACUUAGGAAAGAAAAAUCAAUUGCACAACUACAAAAUGGGGUAUAACUGGCUAGGUUGCAGUACUGCUGAAAAGGAUCUGGGGGUUAUAGUAGAUCACAAGUUGAAUAUAAAUCAACUAUGUGAUGCAGUUGCGAAAAAGGCUAAUAUCAUUCUGGAAUGUAUUAACAGGAGUGUCAUAUGUAAGACACAGGUGGUAACUGUCCCACUCUACUAGCAGUGGUGAGGCCUCAACUGGAGUACUGUGUUCAGCUCUGGGUGCCACACUUUAGGAAAGAUGCAAACAAGUUGAAGAGAGUCCACAGGAGAGCAACAAAAGUGAUAAACGGUUUAGAAACCUGGCCUGUGAGGAAAUGUUAAAGAAACAGCUCAGCAUGUUUAGUCUUGAAAAAAGAACACUGAAGAAGGACCCGAUAAUUGUCUUCAAAUAUGUUAAGGCCUGUUAUAAAGAGGAUGGUGGUCAAUUGUUCUCCAUGUCCACUGAAGGUAGAAUAAGAAGUAAUGGCUUUAAUCUGCAGCAAGAAGAUCCAGGUUAGAUAUUACAAAAAUCUUUCCAACUAUAAGGGUAAUUAAGCUCUGGAAUAGGUUUCUGAGGGAGGUUGUGGAAUCCACACUACUGGAGGUUUUUAAGAAGAGGUUGAAAAAACACCUAUCAGAGAUGGCCUAGUUAUACUUGUUCCUGUCUGAGCGCAGGGAAUGCUCUUCCAGCUCAGAGCAAGUGUUGUUUAAUAAUAGCAAUGGUGUUUAAGCUCCAGGAACAAACAGAAAAUUUGGUCCUGCUUACGCUUGCUCUAAAUUCUUUCCUUCCGAGAAACUGAGAAAUAAUAAUGUGUUAAGCAAAUAUUGUUUUGCUCAUGGAAUAGCAAAUUGUUCCACUAAAAAGAUUAUGCUGUUAUGUUGCCGAAUCAGGUUGGCAUUUUUUCUUUUCCAUAGUGUGAAAUGUGCAUUAACAAUAAUGAUAAAUGAAGGGUGAAGGACAGUAUAAUAUUUUAUUGCCACUCCUGCACUUUUGCAGAAUGACUCAUUAUAUAAUAUUGAUGUGUCAUACAUGUAGCUACUUUAAUAUAAUUGUAUUAUUACUGAUUUGUGCAGGCAAUGGGCUCUUUGCCACUCUUUACAAAUGGCGUAGAUGAAACUGGAGGGCUUUGUUCACCCACAUGCUAUUUGAAGGUUUAUUUUAAUGAAGACAUAAUGUAAUGAAGCAGAAUGCUUUUCCUGCAGAAGAUAAUGAUAGCGAAUGACAAGAGGGUUUUAAAGCUUAAAUCACUCAGUAACACAUAGAAAUGGAUGAGUGGGUGAACAUUAAUCUGUACUGUGCUGAGCAAGUUUGACAAAACAGGUUAACUCACACUCCCAAAAGACCUAGAGGCCAAAAUGGGGAAAGCUUUCAAAAAUUCUGGACUGCGAAGCAUACUAAAGAUAAUUACAGCCAUGUGGCCAAACUUUCAAUUUAUUUUCAGUACUGGCCAGGGCCCAUAAAAGUCAUGCUGGGCAUAGCUAAGCAAUGAUUUUGUAGCCAACUUUCAUGAUUUUUAUCAUAAGUCUCGCAAUAUUUGGUGUUUUUCUUAAAGCCUGAGGUCUUGGAGUUGCAUGAAUACAUGAGAAUCUCAGCUUCCAUUUUUUAAAAAAGUAAGUUUUAGCUCUUAUGACUGUAGAGAAAAGUUUAAAAAUGUAACCCCAGUGCACCUUAAAGACUGGAAAACCAGAAGGCCAAUAAAAAGAACUCAAAAUUUAGUAUGUUUUAGAAAUCUCAUGGUUUUUAAGAUAGCCUUAUUGUUCUUUAGGGACUAACUCAUGGUUUUGUUAACAUUUGGCGUUGGCAAUAUUUUAAUAAACACAUCCU
Molecule: messenger RNA, 5703 nt
Organism: Caretta caretta (loggerhead turtle)
Lineage: Eukaryota; Metazoa; Chordata; Testudines; Cheloniidae
Gene: SPATA6L
Product: spermatogenesis associated 6 like
Biological process (GO): spermatogenesis
Cellular component (GO): sperm head-tail coupling apparatus
Molecular function (GO): myosin light chain binding
Source: RefSeq, a predicted model, not a curated record